CCUUAUCACAUCAAAUACUCUUAACUCUUAAGUCUUAACACUCGAAUUCACGAUAAAUAAAUCUAAAUAAUAAUAAAUUUAUGAUUUGAAUUUUACGAACUUUAAAGCUCAAAUUCCUCAACGAUUGCGAUUAUUCAGUAUUUAUCAUAAAUCGCAAAAGCUGAGAAGAGCACAAAACUAUACUGCUUAGGAACUAUCGCCACUAGUUGAUGGUUUUAAAAUAGUACUAUUWAGCUAAAAGAUUUAUUUGGACGUCAAAACCUGUCUGUUCGAAAAAUUGUUUAUUCACAAUCGAUUAUAAUUGGUCACAUCAAUUAUGUUUAAAAACGAAUUCCGCAUAAAAUCGAAUGCAACUCUUAAAGGCGCCGAUCAAAAGAAAUUCAAGUCAACAAUUUGCAAAUGUUUUAACUUAACCAAUGAAAUUCUGGAUGAGUUUUUAGAUCAUAAACAAUUGUCACUGUUAAAGGUUAUAACUGGCACCAAUGACAUAGUAAAGAUUUAUUGUGCUCAAGAAGUUGCUUUAGUUUUUGAUUUUAAAGGCAAAUAUUAUCCAACAUUGUUUAUGGUUUGGUCGUUUCCUCACAUAGUCCCCAGAUUAAUAUURCAUGAGAAUUUUAAAUCUAAACUCAAUUCUUCAUUAGAACUAACUAUAAAAGAUUUAACUUUUGUAAAUAAUGAUCAUCUACUAAAUCCAUUGCUUGCUGAUCAGUGUGUGAGUGUAUGUACCAACUCGUGUGAAAAAAUUAUUGCUAUUGGAUAUUUAAUACUUGAUGGAAAUAUUAUAAUAAACCAUGAAAAGAACAAAGAUAUCUGUUUAAAAGUGUUACAUUAUCAUAAAGAUGAACUAUUUAAAUCUAACAUAUCAAACAUUAUACCUGAUAUAAUUUUAAUGAUGGAACGUUCUUUUAAAAAUGCUCCUGAAUUAAAUGAUGAUUUACCAAAUCAGUUAGAAGAUACCAGAACUAUUAUUGAAAAAAUGGAUGAAUUGCUAAUGACGUGUUCAUUAAAAGCCUUAAAACAUUGUAUUAAAAAAGAAAUGCUGCCAAUUUUAGCCAGUACAUUUUAUAAGAAAUAUGUAAUGUCAUUUUGUCCAGAAGGAAUAGAACUUGAUAUUAAAAAAACUAGUUUCAAAAAGUUAACAACGUUCUUACAGUUAUUGGAUGUAGAAGGUAUAAUCAAGUUUAAUGUUGGUAGUAAUGGUAUUGCUGAAAUAACUCAGAUAAUUCAUAGUCACAGUAAAUUUCAAGAAAUAAAUAUAGAAGAAAAUCCUGAGUUGAAAGAAAAUGAUCAAUAUUCACCUCCAGUAAAAGAGAUUUAUAUAGUAACACCAGGGUUGCAUCCUAUAUUUUCAGAAUUUCUUUGUCGGAAAGGAGAUGAAUUACCAUUAUCAUCUAUUCGAAGAUAUGUCACAGAAUAUGUUAAGAAAUAUGAAUUGCAAGAUAAAACUGACCCUUCGGUAGUAAAUACAAAUGAUGUUUUAAAAAAAAUAUUAUCUCAAAGAAAAGAUAAAUCUUCAAUAACCUUUAAAGAUUUAAUUGAAGAAGUGACAAAAAUAAUGCAUCGGACUGAAAUAUCAGUUCUGAAUACUGAAACAAAAAAAAACUUAAAGAAAAAAAUUAAUUAUAUUGAAAUGACUGUAAACAAUCGAAGUGGAAACAAAAAGGUAACUCUAGUUAAUAAUCUAGAGCUGUAUGGUAUCGAUGUUUUAAAAUUUAGUAAAGAAUGUCAACACGGUGUAGCUGCCAGUACAACUAUUAAUGAUAUACCAAAUGCACAAAAUAGACAAGUCCAAAUUCAAGGCUCUCAAAUUCUUUUUGUCUAUAAAUUAUUAACAGAUCAAUAUAAAAUUCCUGUUAAAUUUAUAAGAGGGCAUGAAACUUAUAUCAAGAAACAGAAAAAAUAACUAUUUUCUUUUAAACAGAAAUAAAAAAUUAACCAUACAAAAAAAUUGUUUUCAUAUUCAUUUAGUUUCUACUUUUGAAAYUAUGAAAUAAUUU
Messenger RNA from Diuraphis noxia (Russian wheat aphid), 1997 nucleotides. RefSeq names its product eukaryotic translation initiation factor 2D (gene eIF2D). The record is from RefSeq and is a predicted model, not a curated record. NCBI's taxonomy places the organism in Eukaryota, Metazoa, Arthropoda, Insecta, Hemiptera, Aphididae. Gene Ontology annotation, molecular function: translation initiation factor activity. Gene Ontology annotation, biological process: formation of translation preinitiation complex; translational initiation.